AUGCCUCAGUGGUUUGCCAAGCAUUCAACAAUGCAGCCUUGAUCGUGCACGCAGGGGGAUCUAUAGCUACUCGUACAGCGCGCGAUUGGCAUGGACAUGCUUACAAAAAUAAAACUUAACACCGAACAUGCCAUUUUGUUAUCAACUUGUAUAACCCGAAAUAUGUUUUGAAGCUGAUUGAAGUAUAUAUAUAUUAAAAAAAAAAAAACAUUUUGGAGCCUCAUACUGGGUUUUGACAUUUGGAGGCCUUUCGCUCUUUGGCAGACCCACUCGGACCCAGAUAAUGGGCACAACCUGGGCAGGAGCGGCCGACCGAUGAUGACACUCUGCUGCACUGUGAACAGCCAUGCUCUCGUCCAAGGCGUUUCCCAGAAGGGUCUCCCUUCUCCGACACUGUGCUUACAUAGGUCAGGAAUACAACUACAUCAUACAAAAGGAAUGAUGGCAUGGACUUGUCUGAACUAUGGCACACCUGCAGGAUAAAGGUGAGGUCCCCCGACAUCUGAUACCAAAAGCAAAACCAAGAUCAAGUAGAUCUACAUUUUAUAAGGAAAAAACAAGUCGAUGAACAACUGAUGGUUUAGCGUCCACACUUUCACCAUGUUGACGAGGUUGCACCAUGGCUGCUGAUUCCUGUAGACUAGUAGACUCUCCGGUGCGGCACUGAGCCCAGUGACCCUAACCCAUGAUGCAGCGUAACGGUGGCGGGGUGGGGGCUGGUGGCCAGCCGUGGGUGCUGCGGCGCGUGCGCCUCACCUGGCUCAGCUUCAUGCUCUUCUUCAUCCUGGUCUUCUUCCCGCUCAUUGCUCACUACUACCUCACCACCAUCGACGAGGCAGGCGGCCCCGACAAGCGCAUCUUCGGCCCUCGGCCCGGCGGUGAGCUGUGCGAAGCCAAGCACGUGCAGGACCUGUGCCGCAUCCGCGAGUCGGUCAGCGAGGAGCUGCUUCAGCUGGAGGCCAAGCGGCAGGAGCUGAACGGGGAGAUCGUCCGACUCAACCUGCGUAUCGAAGCGUGCAAGCGUAGCAUCGACAGUGCCAAGCAGGACCUGCUGCAGUUGAAGAACGUUAUCAGCCAGACGGAGCACUCAUACAAGGAGCUGAUGGCCCAGAACCAGCCCAAGCUCUCGCUUCCCGUGAGGUUAUUACCUGACAAGGACGACCCAGGACUACCCCCGCCCAAGUCUGCCCACGCCUGCCGCCUGCGCUCCUGCUUCGACUACGCCCGCUGCCCGAUGACCUCGGGCUUCCCUGUGUACGUCUACGACACGGCCUCCUACCCCUGGGGUGAGUCUCUGGACCCGCUGGUCAGGCAGGCCUUCGCCACCUCUGUGAAGAGCAGCAUCUACGUGACGGACAACCCCAGCAUCGCCUGUCUGUAUGUGGUGCUGGUGGGGGAGCUGCAGGAGUCUCCUUCCUCCCCCCUCCCGGCCCCCUCAGCGCUGGAGAAGCAGCUGAAGGCUUUGCCGUACUGGAGGUCUGACGGACACAACCAUCUUCUGGUCCACCUUUCCAGGAAGUCCAUGACACAGAACUUCCUGUACAAUGUGAGCACGGGCCGGGCGGCAGUGGCUCAGUCCACCUUUCUUGAGCAGCAGUACCGCGAGGGCUUUGACCUGGUGGUGUCCCCACUGGUUCACGCCCUCUCUGAGCCCAACUUCCUGGAGGUGCCACCCCAGGUGCCCGUCAAGAGGAAGUACCUGUUUACCUUCCAGGGCGAGAGAGUGGAGUCUCUGAGGAGCAGCCUGCAGGAGGGGCCGCCUCAGUCCUUUGAGGAGGAGAUGGAGGGAGACCCGCCAGCCGACUACGACGAUCGCAUCAUCGGAACGCUUAAGGCAGUGCAGGACAGCCGCCUGGACCGGGUGCUGGUGGAGUUCACCUGUAAGAGCCCGCAGCCCAGCCUGCCCACAGAGUGGGCCUUGUGUGGGGAGAGGGAGGAGCGGCUAGAGGUCCUUAAGGCCUCCACCUUUGCCUUGGUCAUCUCCCCCGGGGACGGUCAACUGAUGGCCUCAGCGGGCAACGGCAUGAGGCUGUUUGAGGCCCUGGAGGUGGGGGCCAUCCCUGUGGUACUGGGGGAUCAUGCCAGGCUGCCCUACCAUCAGCUGGUCCACUGGAGCGAGGCGGCCAUUAUGGUGCCCAAGCCCCGCAUCACCGAGCUGCACUUCCUGCUACGCAGCCUAUCAGACAAUGACCUGCUGGCCAUGCGGCGGCAGGGCCGCUUCCUGUGGGAAACCUACUUCUCUACCUCAGAGAACGUCCUGGGCACAAUUCUGGCUAGCGUCCGGACCCGCAUCCAGGUGCCCCCCGCACCCAUCCACGAGGAACCUGCCCAGGAGAUCCCCCACAAGGCGGGCAAGAUGGCGGGCACGGACGCUAACAUGGGCGACAAUGGCGACCUGGACCUGGGUCCCGUGGAGACGGAGCCACCCUACGCCUCACCACGCUUCCUUCGAAACUUCACCUACACAGCAUCCGACACCUACCAGACCUGGAACCGCGCCCCGGGGCCUUUCCACCUCUUCCCUCACACACCGCUGGACCCGGUGCUGCCCUCAGAGGCCAAGUUCCUGGGUUCGGGCACGGGCUUCCGCCCCAUUGGCAGUGGCACGGGUGGCUCGGGGAAGGAGUUUCAGGCAGCGCUGGGUGGGAACGUGCCCCGGGAGCAGUUCACCGUGGUCAUGCUGACCUAUGAGAGAGAGGAGGUUCUGAUGAACUCCCUGGAGAGGCUCAACGGGCUGCCUUACCUCAACAAGGUGGUGGUGGUGUGGAACUCCCCCAAGCCUCCUUCAGACGACCUGCUGUGGCCAGACAUCGGCCUGCCCAUCGUGGUGGUGCGCACGGAGAAGAACAGCCUCAACAACCGGUUCCUGCCCUGGGACGUCGUGGAGACGGAAGCCAUCUUGUCCAUCGACGACGACGCCCACCUCCGCCACGACGAGAUCAUGUUUGGGUUCAGAGUGUGGAGGGAGGCCAGGGACCGCAUCGUGGGCUUCCCUGGGAGGUUCCAUGCCUGGGACGUCAACCACCAGUCAUGGCUCUAUAACUCUAACUACUCCUGUGAACUGUCCAUGGUACUGACGGGCGCCGCCUUCUUUCACAAGUACUAUGCGUACCUGUACUCGUACGUGAUGCCCCAGGCCAUCCGCGACAUGGUGGAUGAGUACAUCAACUGUGAGGACAUCGCCAUGAACUUCCUGGUGUCGCAUAUCACCCGCAAGCCCCCUAUCAAGGUGACAUCUCGUUGGACAUUCCGCUGCCCCGGCUGCCCGCAGGCCCUGUCGCAUGACGACUCUCACUUCCACGAGCGCCACAAGUGCAUCAACUUCUUUGUCAAGGUGUACGGCUACAUGCCCUUACUCUACACGCAGUUCCGCGUGGACUCUGUGCUCUUCAAGACGCGUCUGCCCCACGACAAGACUAAGUGCUUCAAGUUCAUCUAGCCCAGGGCUAGGCCCAGCUGAGAACGUUGGGCAGAACGGAGCUAGAGACUGAGGAACUCGGGCAGGACGGAAGAGAGAGCAGACAAGACUGGUUCUGAGAAAGAGGGAGGUUUUGGGAUGAGGGCUUAAACCCAGGAAUGGAUCUAGGAUGAAUGAGACAGACCACACCUUCACUGGAAGCUGAGAAGAACUUCUCCAAUCAAGAAGCCUUUUCAUUUUUUUUAAACGUAAUUGUAUUCUUCAUCAUGUCGUUCAUGUGUGUUACAUCAUCAACUACUACAGAUUUAAUUUAGCUUGUUAUGGGCCUGCAGAGAGAAAGAGGAGAGGACGCUGGCAACACUGCCUGUCCAAGGACAGUGACUUAACUUGACUCUGCAAGACAAACUCAAACUGGCAUUGUAAACGGUCUGGUUUUAAACUGACACAGGGAGAGAAUGAGACAGUGGACUGUAACGUGGGCCAGCCCUGAGCUCCUGAAUUACUAGCUAGACAACGGACUGGUUUUAAACUGACACAGGGAGAGAAUGAGACAGUGGACUGUAACGUGGGCCAGCCCUGAGCUCCUGAAUUACUAGCUAGACAACGGACUGGUUUUAAACUGACACAGGGAGAGAAUGAGACAGUGGACUGUAACGUGGGCCAGCCCUGAGCUCCUGAAUUACUAGCUAGACAACGGACUGGUUUUAAACUGACACAGGGAGAGAAUGAGACAGUGGACUGUAACGUGGGCCAGCCCUGAGCUCCUGAAUUACUAGCUAGACAACGGACUGGUUUUAAACUGACACAGGGAGAGAAUGAGACAGUGGACUGUAACGUGGGCCAGCCCUGAGCUCCUGAAUUACUAGCUAGACAACGGACUGGUUUUAAACUGACACAGGGAGAGAAUGAGACAGUGGACUGUCACGUGGGCCAGCCCUGAGCUCCUGAAUUACUAGCUAGACAACGGACUGGUUUUAAACUGACACAGGGAGAGAAUGAGACAGUGGACUGUCACGUGGGCCAGCCCUGAGCUCCUGAAUUACUAGCUAGACAACAGACUGGUUUUAAACUGACACAGGGAGAGAAUGAGACAGUGGACUGUAACGUGGGCCAGCCCUGAGCUCCUGAAUUACUAGCUAGACAACGGACUGGUUUUAAACUGACACAGGGAGAGAAUGAGACAGUGGACUGUCACGUGGGCCAGCCCUGAGCUCCUGAAUUACUAGCUAGACAACGGACUGGUUUUAAACUGACACAGGGAGAGAAUGAGACAGUGGACUGUCACGUGGGCCAGCCCUGAGCUCCUGAAUUACUAGCUAGACAACGGACUGGUUUUAAACUGACACAGGGAGAGAAUGAGACAGUGGACUGUCACGUGGGCCAGCCCUGAGCUCCUGAAUUACUAGCUAGACAAUGGACUGGUUUUAAACUGACACAGGGAGAGAAUGAGACAGUGGACUGUAACGUGGGCCAGCCCUGAGCUCCUGAAUUACUAGCUAGACAAUGGACUGGUUUUAAACUGACACAGGGAGAGAAUGAGACAGUGGACUGUAACGUGGGCCAGCCCUGAGCUCCUGAAUUACUAGCAAGACAUUUCACCCUUUGAGAGAGAAACAAAGGCAUACCAUUUGUCAUUGCACAAAUUGUUUUGUUUUUUGUCGUUUAUUUUAUAUUUGUAAACUAAUUUGACAUGUAUUUACUCUACUCUUGUAUAUGAAACCGUGAGAGAAGCACUGAAGGUCGCAGAAGUAUUCUAUUCAAUGAUCUUACUUUUUUUACAUGGUGUUUAGUAGUGUAAAUCUCCAUGUGGGAUGGUCAGUCGUCACCAGAACCUCUUGUUAUUAGCUGACCCACAGAAUCACUAGAACGGGUAAAGGCCCUCAGACCAUGUCAAUUUCACUGUAGAUUAUAUUUCUAUGGGCAGACCUAAACUAAGCUAGAAAGUGGUCUUUGUCAUUCUGUCUUUAAAUGAUCUCAGAUGGAGACUACAGGACCAUUAUGCCACAAGUUCUACAAGUUUACCAGAAAAAUCUGUAAAAUAUUCAUAGGAAACUGUAUUAGUUGGAAUGCCAUUACCUAACACGUUCAUUAAGCCUACAGCAGACUACAUUGGUGUAAAGUCAGACCGUGGCUUUUUUCUGACUUUUUGGAUGUUAGUGAUAUUGGUCUACCAAUGGUUAUUGUUAAAUGUCUGAGUAGUCCUAAUUAAGUGUUCAGUAAUGGAGUAGGGUGACGUUGCCCCUAGAUGCCGAUCUUGGGUCAGUUUUUAACUUCUCCCACUAAUGGUUAAUGUUAGGAUUGGAGAGGGGAAGCUGAUUCCAGAUCUGGACCUAGGGGAAACUUCCAGCAGGAGCAUCAAUUGUACAAGGAAUUGAAAAAUAAGCUUAUUUCGACUCUGAAGAUGUUUUGGUGUUUCUGUCUCUCAUCAUCACGGUCCAAUCAUGUCGAAGGUUACAGUUUCAUUCAGUUUGAACCUUCAAAAGGAGCUUCUUCUCUGUACAGCGUCUCCAUGUCGGUCCCUCAAGUUUCAUUUCAUAACGAUUUCAUGCUCAAUGAAUGUUUUUUUUGCCAAAUAGGUACGAUGUUAUAUGCUGAAAAACAGCACAAUGUUUUGUAAAGUGCACAAUGCAGUCUGGUACCCCCCCGUUAGACGGUACUCUUCCACCUUGGCCACCCCCACCCCCCCGCAAAAAAUAGGUCCCCCCGCUAUGAAAAUGUCAGCGCCCGCCCUUGUACUAUGCAGCCCUUAUUACUUAAUGUACUUUGACCUUUUCUGGCUUCAUUCCAUUCAUUUGACUGGAUGAUAUAAACUAACAAUGCAUCCUUUAUUUGAGAUGAUUCAGGAGAGAUGACAACACUGUUGAUCAGAAAAUAGGAUCGGUCUUACUCUGGGAGGCCACUUUUAUAGAACUCAACAUUAUCGCCCCACAUAUACUUUCUGUAUAUUUAUUUAAUUGAAUAUAUUAAAUGGAUCUUCUAAGGCUUGCUUCUAAAGGGGUUUGUGAAUAGAAAAGACUGCAAUAAAAUGGAAUGUGAUCUUGGCCAUUAGCUCUCAGACAACGGAACCUGCUCCCCCGACUGACCCGGCAUCAGUGCGCCCCAUUACAACACUAACGAAAACCAAAUCAAGUGUUAUUUGUGACAUGCUUUUAAAGAACUGGUGUAGUCUAACAGUGAAAUGCUUACUUACCCUUCCCAACAAUGUAGAGAGAACAAUAGAACGAUAAUAACACGAGGAAUAAAUCCACAAUGAGUAAAGAUAACUUGGCUUUAUACACGGGGCACCAGUACGGAGUUGAUGUGCAGGGGAAUGAGGUAUUUGAGGUAGAUAUGUACAUAUAGGUAGGGAUUAAGUGACUUGGCAAUAGGAUAGAUAAUAAGCACUAUCAGCAGCGUAUGUGAUGAGUCAAGAGUUGAUGCAAAAGGGGGUCAGUGCAGAUAGUUUGGGUAGCUAUUUGGUUCACUCUUUAGCAAUCUUAAGGUUUGGGGGUAGAAGCUGUUCAGGGUUCUAUUGGUUUCAGACUUGGUGCAUAGGUACCGCUUGUCUAUGACUUGGGUGGCUGGAGUCUGACAAUUUUUUAGGGCCUUCCUCUGACACCACCUGUUAUUGAGGUCUGGGAUGGCAGGAAGUUCAGCCCCAGUGAUGUACUGGGCCUCACGCACUGUAGCGCCUUGCGGUUGGAUGCUAAGCAGUUGCCAUAUCAAGUGAUGAUGCAGCCAGUCAAGAUGGUGCAGCUGUAGAACUUUAUGAGGAUCCGAGGGCCCAUGCUGAAUCUUUUCAUCCUCCUGAGGGGGAAGAGUUGUUGUCGUGCCCUCUUCACGACUGUGUUGGUGUGUUGGAUGCCGAGGAACGAGACGCUCUCAACCCGCUCCACUACAGCCGAGGGCUACGGGGCGAAAGUGAUUUAGACGGGUUACCUUGGCAUUCUUGGACACAGGGUCUAUGGUGGUCUGCUUGAAACAUGUAGGUAUUACAGACUGGGUCCUGGAGAGGUUGUUGCUCUUUGUUCCCGUCCUGUGAACCCAUCUGCCCCCGCGGUGAAUAUUAAUUUGUUUAAAGGUCUUACUCACAUCGGCUAUGGCGAACGAAAUCAAACAGUCGUCCGGAACAGCUGGUGCUCUCGUGCAUUCCUCUAGGCGAGCAUUUCGCUCGUCUGGUAGACUUCCGUCACUAGGCAGCUCAUUGUAAUCCUUGGAUGUGGCAGAGCUUGCAAACGAUCGAGUGUCAGAACCGGUGUAGUAGGAUUCGAUUUUAGUCCUGUAUCGAGGCUUUGCCUGGUUGACGGCUCGUCAGAGGUCGUAGUGGGAUUUAGUGUCCCUGCUCCUUGAAAGCGGUAGCUCGAUGUGGCAUUGACUGCACGUUGUAAAACUUGCCCUAAAAUGCAGACCUGGGAUCAGCUCUAGCCUGCACCAAUCUUAACCGGAUCAUUUCAGGUGAAAAGCAAAACUGAUCUGAGAUCAGGACUUUGAGACAACAACAGUCUGGGUAUGUGCUCAGUUAAACCGGUUUUAUUACUCUGGGUCAAUCCAUUUGCAAUAAGGUGCAGUAGCUUCAGUUUGAGCUCCCGAUUUUGCCUGCAUAAUUACCUGGCUCACAGACUUCUGACAUUUCCUGCGGCAGGGAGGGGUCUGGUCGGGUGACAUCUCACACAGUGCUUUGAAAGUCCCACCUCCAUCCUUCUCCUUUCAGUUUUCUUCGGGGCCAGUGGCACAGGAGGUUUUGCCGUGGCAACAAGCAAGGAAAGGGCCAGGAAAAAGCUGAAACUCGUUCCUUUAACCAGGUGUUUAAGUGUUCUGAAACUGUGCUCCUGUGACUGUCCCUCACCCAACCCUGGGUCUUGUUCAUUAUACACCAAACAGACUGAAGCAGAGGGAAUAUAUGGAUUUAGUCCAAUAAGAAAGGCUUGUUUUGAUUUAUUUACAACACUAAAGCUGUUUGCUUGUGUUCGCUAAUGAAUAUGGCCCUGGACUAGCACCUGCAACUACUACUGCCAGCCCUGUUCUGUACCAGACUGACCAAUGAUGACAGGGUAAAACAAACCAUUGAAGGCCAAACAUGGAAUUAAAGUUGGUUAAAAACAUG
This is a messenger RNA of Oncorhynchus keta (chum salmon), 8501 nucleotides long. RefSeq names its product exostosin-like 3. The transcript is spliced from 6 exons. Gene Ontology annotation, cellular component: membrane. Lineage: Eukaryota; Metazoa; Chordata; Actinopteri; Salmoniformes; Salmonidae. Bases 686 to 3439 code for a protein of 917 amino acids. Gene Ontology annotation, molecular function: glycosyltransferase activity. The record is from RefSeq and is a predicted model, not a curated record.